GGUUACUAUGUACGCAAAUUCCCGCCAAAACUUAGUCUUACUGUCGUAUCAGAUGCAAUCGUUGGGUCUGUGUGGAAGAUGUUAAAAUUUAUUUAAUAAACAUUGUUCAUCAUAAAAUAUUAAACAUUGAACAAUGGAUCCGAGUGAAGUAGAAUUUCUCGGUGAAAAAGAAUUAGUCACCAUUGUGCCGAAUUUUAGUUUUGACAUGAUUCAUUUAAUUUCGGGAUCUGUGGGCCCGUUUCGAGCCGGUCUACCUGUAAAAGUUCCGAUUUGGUUGGCUGUAAACCUGAAACAGCAACAAAAGUGUCGAAUCGUUAAUCAAGACUGGAUGGACGUUGAUGGCUUAAAUGAAACGAAGGAAGAAGAGAAGUUAUCCAAAUUGUUUAUAAAAAUGCCCAGUAAUCAUUACAUGGAAGAAGCACAGCUUCUACUGAAUGUUGGUAGUGAUGAUAUACCCGAUGCAGACAGGAUAAAGACAGCAGUGAAGGAUAUAUGGGAUAUAAGAAUGUCAAAGCUUCGUACAUCGAUAGAUGCAUUCCUUAAAAGUGAAGGUUUACACGCUAAGCUGGAUCAUUUAACUGCCAUGGAAAUCAACAGCGUUCGUCCAUUAUUGCCACAUGCUCUGGAUCAAAUGCUAAGGAUUCAAACCAUAUCUGUACCCUAUACGAUAGUAAUUCUAUUACAACAAAAUCUUUUUUAUCCUUUCUGAACCAAACUUUAUAUUUUUUAGGAUGGGAAACCGACACAAUCUCAUGCUGGGACAUCACAAUAGACUGAUUGCUAGAUGAUGUUUUUAUUUUUUAUGUAUAAUCUAUCAUAAUUUCUAGAUUGUAAAUAUACAUGUAUAUAUUGAGUAUUGAUAUGAAGUAUUUAUAACGCAUUUUUGUUGAUUUCGUGUAACGAAAUAAAGAAAAUGGGAAAUAAAAUAAUAUGUUCAUAGUAUGUAAUAUACGAAUGCGAUAUAAUAGUUUUA
Bombus pascuorum is the source of this 973-nucleotide messenger RNA. It is a transcript of the gene Psf2, whose product is annotated as probable DNA replication complex GINS protein PSF2. Gene Ontology annotation, cellular component: GINS complex; nucleus. The transcript is spliced from 3 exons. The coding region runs from base 134 to 709 and encodes 191 amino acids. The record is from RefSeq and is a predicted model, not a curated record. Lineage: Eukaryota; Metazoa; Arthropoda; Insecta; Hymenoptera; Apidae. Gene Ontology annotation, biological process: double-strand break repair via break-induced replication; DNA replication.